Messenger RNA from Quercus lobata, 766 nucleotides. Its product is annotated as RING-H2 finger protein ATL70-like. NCBI's taxonomy places the organism in Eukaryota, Viridiplantae, Streptophyta, Magnoliopsida, Fagales, Fagaceae. Bases 54 to 524 code for a protein of 156 amino acids. The transcript has a single exon. The record is from RefSeq and is a predicted model, not a curated record.
UAUGACUUCCCUCAACAACUUCACAACCUAACGCAAACCGUUCAUAAUAAAAAAUGGAUGGGUUUGGUUAUGGCGUGCUUCUCUCCCUUGGUGUUCUUAUGUUUACCAUAAUCACUACCUUAGUUUCCUAUUGCUGCACCCUGAUGCGUAUGCCAUCUCCACCUGCCAACCCAUCUCAUCAAAGGGUCAACACAACCACAAUCAUCACAGACCAAGGCUUAAGCAACAUGGAACAAGGCCUAGACGAAGCCACAGUUCACAGCUAUCCAAAGCUCCUUUACUCCCAGGCCAAGCUCCAAAAGGGUGACUCAAUUGCUUCUUGUUGUUCAAUAUGUUUGGGUGACUACAAAGACACUGAAAUGUUGAGGAUGUUACCUGAUUGUGCUCAUAUCUUUCAUCUCAAGUGUGUCGACCCGUGGUUACGAAUGCACCCUUCGUGCCCCAUAUGUCGAAACUCACCAAUUCCAACUCCUCUUUCAACUCCGCUUGCUGAGGUGACUCCCUUGGCGGCUCGACGAGAUUGAUGUCAUGAAGAAUGGUAGGGAUUUGAAUACUGAAAUCAUUUUAGUUGUUUGUGUAUACACCAAAACUUUUGGAUAGAUUCUUUAGGUGUUGAGCCAUCUGUAAUGGUUUUGUAUUUACAAGCUUUUUUUGGUAAGUUAUAUCGAACAAUUAAUUUAGCAACUUGAUUUCCUAUCUUGUACAUGAUAACUGAGAAACUACAAUAAUUAAAUUCAUUUUUGAAGAUAGCCGAAAGAAAAAAGAA